GUUCCGGUUAAAAUAAGAAUGUUUUGGCGGCGUGCGAAUUAUUAAAGAAUACAUUUUAUAAUGACAUUUAUAAUUUAAUCGGUGAAGACUCUUUACUGGAUUAGACAAGAUAAGUGCAAUCAUUUACAUCCUCAGCGAUACUAAUCUAAUACCAGUCUAAUCAUGGAUCACGACGGGGGAUUCAGUGACCUCCUCCAGCAGGCUGAACAGCUGACAGCUGACAUGGACAGUGGGACGAAUCUGCCACACGUCGAGCGCAAUUUGCAUCAGAUACUGGAAGCUGGACAGCGUCUGCUGACCAAGACCGCACCUGUCAGUCAGGAAACUUCUGACAUUAAAGCUUCCAUAUUGCUGGGUACCAAAGGUUACAUUGUUCCUAAAAUAGCUGAUCGACUUGAAGGUCUCAAAGCGACAACAACAUUUGAACCACUAGAACCAGUUCGCGACACAGACAUUGAGGGAUUUCUUCGGAAUGAAAGAGAAAAUGCAUUUCUGGCUGUUAUUGAACAAACAAGAAAACAUACAUUUGAUGAAGUAGAGCGUCGUCAGUGGGAAUGUUUGGAAAAUGAGUGGGAAAGAGAGAAACAGAAAAUUCUCAACACUCUUGGUUCAGGGUUAGAAGGCAUUGAGUUCCAGCAAGAGACAGAUACAUUUUUGAGUGACACAACCCUUAACCAGGGCCGGAGUAGCUUGGAUCAUAUAGAGAUGGCUUAUGCCAGACAGGUUUAUGUCUACAACGAGCAGAUACUUGAAGGAAACAUCAGACCAAAUCUUGUGGACAUGUUCCUCGAAGUGGCUAAGAAACUGGAUGACAAGAAUGUGCUGGGUUUAUGGGAGAUGAUACAGUGCAUGGUAGAAGUUCCUCUCAGUCUCCCGCAUGGAACAAGUGUCACGGAAAUCAGACAGGACAAGAACACACAGAUAGCCUUUGUGAGGAAGGCAAAGCAGCACCUUGAAAAGAUAUACAUAAGAUACAUCACAAUGACAAUCUAUGGGAAUCUGCAACAAGCUCAGCUCGGUGGUAUUCCCGGAACAUACAGUCUGGUGAAAAGUUAUCUCAACGUUCGGCCACCCAUCUCAGUGAGAGACAUGGAGUUACAGGAAGGUUUGAUUGAAGGUCAGCCAGUGUGGGCCAUGAUAUACUACUGUCUACGGUGUGGUGACAUGGACGCUGCACAGCAUGUGGUUAACAGAGCCAGCCAUGUUCUUGGUGAUUUUCCAGCAUUCUUCAAGGAAUAUGUGUCCAGUACAGAUCAUAGACUUAGUCCAGGAAAUGAUGCAAAAAUAAAACUGCAGUAUAGAAGAACAGUGAAAAAUAGUUUAGAUCCAUACAAGAGGUCUGUCUACUGCAUUGUUGGGCAGUGUGACUACAACGAAGAUCAGAGUGAGAUUUCUGAUAAGAUCGACGACUACCUGUGGUUCAAGCUGUGUCAGAUCCAGUUUGAACGAGAUCAAGCCGGAGAGGAGCAGUUCACCUUGCAGAAGUUACAGACGUUACUCUAUAAAGACUAUGGAGAAAGCCACUUCAGCGGAUACAGUCAACCCUUCCUGUACUUCCAAGUCCUGGUGCUGACAGCCCAGUUUGAGGCCGCCAUUGAGUUCCUGUCCCGUAUUGAGCGAUUGCGAUGUCAUGCCGUCCACGUGGCCCUGGUUCUGUUUGAACACAAGCUUCUGUUACUGCCACCCAACUGUAAAGCACCACUUUUGUCAAGUCAUGCCGAUGACCCAACGCCAAUGAUGCGACUCAACUUGGCUCGCCUGGUUACAUUGUACACACACAAGUUUGAAGAUACAGAUCCCAGAGAAGCACUUCAGUAUUUCUAUUUCCUCAGAGAUCUGAAGGAUGCUCAUGGAGAAAAUUUGUUCAUGUCGUGUGUCAGUCAGCUGGUGUUGGACACAAAGGAGUUUGACAUGUUGCUGGGAAGAAUGGAGCGGGAUGGUUCAAGAAAACCUGGUGCCAUUGAUAAAUUCAAUCCUGACACACAGAAAAUUAUAGAGUUUGUUGCCAAGGAUACAGACUCAAAGGGAAUGUUUGAAGAAGCUGUGCGACUGUAUGACUUGGCCGGGAAUUACGACAAGGCUCUAGCUCUGAUGAACAAACUGUUGAGUCAGGUCAUUGCUCAGCCUGGAACACCUCAAUCCAGUAGAACACGACUCAAGAAUCUGGCCAUAAACCUUGCAGAGAGAUAUCGUUCAAUGGGCAAUCAGGGUACUCAGUCCAAUACAGAUACAUUUUACCUGCUACUGGAUCUGAUUACAUUCUUUGAUUUGUACCACACAGAAAACAUGGACCAUGCAUUUGAGGUUUUAAAACAGUUGAAGUUGCUGCCUACAAAGCCAGAAGAAGUGGAACACAAAGUGAACACGUUCAGAAAUUACACAGAUGAGGUACGGCGCUGUCUUCCCGACAUUCUUCUGGCCGCCAUGAACAUCCUUCACAGCAAAUACAAGGAGAGCAGGACUUCUAGUAUACAAAGUCCUGUGCCUGGAGGCCGUGGAAAGGUAGAUGAUGGAGGCAAGGAAACGUAUCUGAACUACUUGAGAAGUCACGCUCGGGUGCUUAUUACGUUUGCUGGGAUGUUGCCGUACCGACUGCCAGGAGACACGAACUCGAGACUUGUACAGGUGGAAGUACUCAUGAACUGAAUGGCUGUUUGCAGAACUCCUGUAAUUAAUAUUCACUUAUCAGCUGGUCAGAAACUGGGCUACUUGUAACCCACCGACCAAUAUGAUUUCCUCUGGCCAAAGACUUAACUGCCUGUUGGAAAAAUUACGACUCGGUAUCGAUAAGUUCUGCAAGGAAUGAAUGAUAUGCAGACGAGAGUAGAAUGACCAAUCUGUUGUAAGAAUUACUGGGUGGAGAAAGUGCACAUUUGAAAAAAAGUCUUAUAACUGUGAGCUAUGUCAUCAAAUAUGAUGUUGCAACAAAUCAAAUCAAAUCAGUUUUGCCAUGGUUCUAGUACGUUUAUCAUGGUCAUGGCUUUUGAACAGUUCCAGAGCAUCAUCCAGGACACAGCUGCACCAUCUAUUGUUGCUUCCAUGUUUUAUGAUGUCUUAGUUGUAUUGCAAAAAUCACUGUUAAUUUUCAGAGACCAUCAACUACAGUAAUAUUAAACAUUGUAAUGAAGAUUGUGAAGUGUGGAUGACUUGAUGAAGAGUGUAUGAGAAACUGUGGUUGCAGAAAAAUAAAAUUAUUUUCAUAA
Messenger RNA from Gigantopelta aegis, 3203 nucleotides. Its product is annotated as nuclear pore complex protein Nup93-like. The record is from RefSeq and is a predicted model, not a curated record. Gene Ontology annotation, molecular function: structural constituent of nuclear pore. Lineage: Eukaryota; Metazoa; Mollusca; Gastropoda; Neomphalida; Peltospiridae. Gene Ontology annotation, cellular component: nuclear pore. Gene Ontology annotation, biological process: protein import into nucleus; poly(A)+ mRNA export from nucleus. Bases 163 to 2646 code for a protein of 827 amino acids. The transcript is spliced from 24 exons.